CAAAACCGCUAUGGAUGCGUAAUUCAAAGGAAGUGGCAAAAGAAGAGUACAAUGAGUUCUACAAAAAAAAAAUUCAGGUGAGGUUGAGUUCAGGAGCAUUUUGUAACGAGGAUGUGAAAAACCCUAAGACAAAGAACAUUCGACUUUACGUUAAGCGUGUGUUUAUCUCUGACGAUUUUGAUGGAGAACCUUUCCCAAGAUACUUGAACUUUGUGAAGGGUGUGGUGGACUCAGAUGAUCUUCCUCUUAACGUUUCCAAUGAAAUUUCUCCAAGAAAGCAGGAUUGUGAGAAUCAUGAGAAAGAGGCUCAUUAGGAAAACCUUUGACAAGCUUGGGUGAAUACAUCGAGAACAUGGGAGAGAACCAAAAGGUGAUCUACUACCUUGCAACCGAUAGCUUAAAGAGGGCCAAGUCCAAAAAGACAUCGAGGUUCCAUACUUGGUUGAUGAGGUUGCAAUUCAGAAUUUACAAAUCUACAAAGAAAAGAAGUUGGUUGAUAUCAGCAAAGAAGAUUUGGAACUUGGUAAGUAUUAUUUUCGUCAAACCUCGUGCAUUUGUUUGUAACAAAUUCUCUCUUUUCUCGCAGGAGAUGAAGAUGAAGUAAAGGAUGUGACAGUGGAGGAGUACGUCGUGGUGGUGUAUACGGAGGAGGAUACCACAGAGGUUUCCUCAAUUUUUGUUUGUCACCAUGCCUUAGUUCCUUGCGUGUUGUUGUUACUUGUUUUCUUAUAUUCUUCUUUGAUUCUUUGCAUAUUUACUUGUUCACUUGCAUUCAAACAUGCUUACAUACACAUUCAUAAUUGCUUCUUUGUUUCA
Capsella rubella is the source of this 816-nucleotide messenger RNA. Its product is annotated as heat shock protein 90-5, chloroplastic-like. Gene Ontology annotation, biological process: protein stabilization; protein folding; cellular response to heat. Gene Ontology annotation, molecular function: ATP hydrolysis activity; ATP binding; ATP-dependent protein folding chaperone. The record is from RefSeq and is a predicted model, not a curated record. The transcript has 6 exons. The coding region runs from base 15 to 314 and encodes 99 amino acids. Gene Ontology annotation, cellular component: protein-containing complex; perinuclear region of cytoplasm; cytosol. Lineage: Eukaryota; Viridiplantae; Streptophyta; Magnoliopsida; Brassicales; Brassicaceae.